Molecule: messenger RNA, 1746 nt
Organism: Corylus avellana
Lineage: Eukaryota; Viridiplantae; Streptophyta; Magnoliopsida; Fagales; Betulaceae
Product: protein FAR1-RELATED SEQUENCE 5
Source: RefSeq, a predicted model, not a curated record
AUGGCUACCCUCUUGCUGUGCUCUGUGCGAGAAGAAAAGAGAAGUGCAGGCUUUUCAAGAAAACAAGUUCCCAAAACUCUGAGCGAAACAUAGAGAGACAGAGAGAUCAUAUUGUUGGGCUGCUGGACGUGUCUUCUUCUUUGUAGAGAAGAAGAGAGUGGGUCCAAGAAGAAGGGCACUACCUCUUCUAAGGAUGGCAUGACAAAAGUGAUCUCUUCAAACAAGGAAGCGAGUGGCUGUUGAUGGAGAGUAAAAGAAAAAACAAGGGAUCUGGAGGAAGAUAAACCACCGGUUGAUGAUGGCAAGCACUUCUGGUCAAGGGUUCAAAUCAAACAGAAAUUAUAGGUGUUGGCUAACGGAAACUUUUGAUGGCCAUGAUGCAGCAGAUGAUGAGUUAUCAGAUGAUCUGGAUGGAAAUGAUAACAUGAUUCAACCAUCCCUUCAAAUUUUUCCUCUAAAUUUGGAACCUUUAGAACCAUUUGUCGGCAUGGAGUUUGAAUCAGCAGAGGAUGCUAGAGAAUUUUAUGAGAUGUACGGCAGGCGUAUGGGAUUUACCAUACGCAAUAAUCGUACACGUCGAUCACUUAAAGAUAACUCAAUAAUUGGUCGGGAAUUUGUUUGCUCAAAAGAAGGUUUUCGCAUAGAAAAGUAUGCAAAUAGACGAAACGGAAUUCUUCCAUCACGGCGAGCCACUAGAGAGGGAUGCAACGCAAUGAUGAGGAUAGCUGCCAAGGAUGGGGGAAAGUGGGUUAUAUAUGGUUUUGUAAAAGAGCAUAAUCAUGAAUUGAAUCCCAGCAAAAUUCCUCCUCGACGAUCUCAUAGGAUAGCAUUUUGUGAGGAUGAGAAAGACUUAAAAGUACGGGAACUAACCAUGGAGCUGCAUCGUGAGAAAAAGAAAUCUGCAGCUUAUCAGGAGCAACUACAGGUAGUUUUGAAAUAUAUUGAGGAGCAUACUCAAAGGCUGUCAUUGAAAGCUGAAGUGGUAACUAACAACAUAGGAGAACUUGAAGCUGAGGAGCAAGACAGUGCACAAUCUGAUUAGAGUGUCAUUUGAACCAUCUCUGUUAUUAAAUUGCCACAGAAGCAAAGAAAGCAACCAGCUGCCUGAUUCAUAUAUGCAUAUUUCGAUUUUACUAUAGUUUCUUGUUACCCAUUCGGUAGAGAGUAAUUCGGUUCGAGCCUUGGACAAUUUUAACAUCAGAUGUAUUUCAGGCAAGUACUUAUCUGAGUUGGUGGAUCCUAUGGUGAGCAUGAUUAGAUUAUAACCUCUACAUUGUUCUUUGCCAUGUUCUGUGGUGAUGAACUGCAGAUACCAUCCAUGAUCUCCUCACUGGUGGGAUAAGUUGAUGCAAGAUGUUUCUUUUUUUCUUCCACGUUCUUUCUAGCAUCCACAGGGUGGUAGCAGCUGAUGGCUCUAAUCAAAGACUCUUUAAGAUGACAUUGGUAUAAUGUGCCAGAACAUGCAGUGACAUUUUAUAUAUUUUCAUCCAUGUAGGUGUACAAGACCCUCUUUAUCUUCUCUCUCUCUCUCUCUCUCUCUCUCUCUCUCACUAUCUUUUUGAAAGGUCUUUUUCAUUCUUUCCUUUCAUUCAGUUUCAUCAACCUACAUCUCUGCUGACAACAAAUGUCAAGUAUUAGUAAUGCUAUUUGUAUUAAGAGCUGAAAGGGUCGUGGGCCUCCCAAAUGUUACAAACAAAAUUUGACUUCUUUGGAGAAACUAAUAAACAAGUGAAGAGUUUAUCUUAA